AUGGCUGGUGGCCGUCAGGAGCCCUGUGUGAUGGACCUGGUGCCCCCCAGGAGGGCAGACUGGAGCUACAGAUGUGUGGCACCUCGAGACCCCCGGGUGCUGGGUUAUGGGGACUCUGCCGUCUGCAGAGGCCCGCUGGGCAGAGGUGUGUUCUGGAAGGCUCUCAUCCGGCCUCCGUCCUGGGAGCUGGGCCUGCAGGAGGGGCCUCGUAGGGGUCCAGGUGGCCCCACCGUGUACCCCCCCAUGGCCGGUGACUGUGUCUCCGCAGACCUGCGGCCGCUGGACCUGCUGGCAGAGGCGGUGCCCGCACACGGAGCCCCAGGGGUGGGCGUGGUACUGGCCCAGGGUGCCCCCGGGCUACAGCUGAGUGCCGCCCACCCCCACACGCUGAGCUUCCCGGCCGGCCGCCUCUUCUCCGCGUGUGACCUCUUCCCCGAGGAAUUCUCUGUGGUCGUCACCCUGAAGGCCCCGGACCUCGCCCCCAAGAAGAAUGAGUACCUGCUGGCCGUGGUGGCAGAGCGGGGGGCUCUGCUGCUGGGUCUGCGCCUGGCGCCCAGCCGGCUGCAUCUCCUCUUCCUGAGCCCGGGGGCGGCAGGCACCUGGCAAGCCCGUGUGUCCUUCCGCAUCCCCAUGCUGACCGACGGCCACUGGCACACGCUGGUCCUCGCCGUGUCCCCAGGCACCUUCUCGCUCACCGUCGACUGCGGCCGGGCCCUGGACAUAGACGCAGACCUGACCUUCCCGGCCACCCUGUCCAUGAGGGGCGCCCGCUUCUUCGUGGGUAGCCGGAAGAGGGCCAAGGGCCAGUUCACAGGCCUCCUGAGGCAGCUGGUGCUGCUCCCCGGAGCUGAUGCCACCUCCAGGCUGUGCCCCUGCCGCCUCGCCCACCAGGCCGUGCUGGCCCUGCCCCCCAUCCUGCAGGGGCACCCCGGGGGGCCGGGGGACAACGAGGUGCUGAGGACACCCUACGAGACAGGCCUGACGGUGACGCUGGGAGUGCGGCCACCCUGCACAGCGCUGGAGCAGGCCCGGUUCUGGCUGGAUGCGGCCGGCCGGGGGCUGUACCUGUGCGUGGCCGGCCAGUGGGUACCCGUGCUGGCAGCCAAGGAGAAGCUGGCUUUCCUGGAGGAGCACCAGAGCCUGGCCACGCCGUCCGAGACGCUGGCCCUGGAGGUCUUCGCCAUCCCCGAGGCCGGGCUCUUUGUGGCGGCCGCCAGCCGCAGGGCCAGCUCGGCCAUCUACAAGUGGACGGGCGGCAGGUUCACGGCCUACCAGUACCUCCGUACCCACCGCGCCCAGUCCUGGUGCCACUUCACCAUUGGGGGGCAGAACUUCCUGGCGGUGGCCAACCUGGAGGCAGACGCACAGGGCCGGGAGUUCUCGGUCAUCUACAAGUGGAGCCGCAGGGGCCUCCGCUUCCGGCCGUACCAGCGGGUGCCCACCCACAGCGCCCGCGACUGGGAGGCCUUCCAGCUGGCCGGGGAGCAUUUCCUGGCCGUGGCCAACCACCGCGAAGGCGACGACCACAACAUCGACAGCGUCAUCUACAAGUGGGACCCCCACACGCGGCGCUUCGAGACCAACCAGACCAUCGCCACGUCGGGCGCCUAUGACUGGGAGUUCUUCUCGGUGGGGCCCUUCAGCUUCCUGGCCGUGGCCAACGCCUUCAACGGCACCAGCACGCGGCUGCACUCGCGUCUCUAUGUGUGGCUGCUGGGCACCUUCCGCCUCUUCCAGUCCUUUCUGACGUUCGGGGCGGCCGACUGGGAGGUCUUCCGCAUCGGGGAACGCGUGUUCCUGGCCGUGGCCAACAGCCAGGCCUACGACCUGGACGCGCCCGUGGACAGCAGCUCCUACGUCCUCAACUCCGUCAUCUACGAGCUCAACGUCACCGCCCAGGCCUUCGUCCCCUUCCAGGAGAUCCCCACCUGCAGCGCCCUGGACUGGGAGUUCUUCUCGGUGGGUGAGGACCACUUCCUGGUGGUGGCCAACUCCUUUGACGGCACCUCCUUCUCCGUCAACAGUGUCAUCUACAGGUGGCAGGGGUACGAGGGUUUCGUAGCUGUGCACAGCCUGCCCACGCUGGGCUGCCGCGACUGGGAGGCCUUCCGCACGGCGGCCGGCGCCUUCCUGGUCUACUCCAGCGCCAAGGAGCCCCGUACCCGCGUGCUGAGGAUGAGGACAGGCUGACGGCACCCCUGGUCCCGGGUCCCCGGCAUCCCCCGUCUGGGACCCCCACCCCCUGCCACCCAGCAAGCCAGACUGGGGUGUCCGCACCUGCCUCCCCGCCACAGAGGCCGCUCCCUCUGGGUGGCGCCCAAGGCUUCCAAGGGGUCUGUCCCCAAGAAAAGUGACUUGAGAACUCAGCUCAGAAACAGGGGCGGCACCUCCUCACAGCCCACCGGUCAGUCACCCCAGCCUGGCCAGCUCCAGCCCCACCUGGGAGGCCCACUGCAUCUGGUCGGCACCCCUCAGACUGGGCCCUGGGGCCUGGGCCAGCCGCUACAGACCCCUAAAUGUAUUUAUUGUCUGUCAGUGCCGAAACAUAUUUAUGACUGAGAAA
Messenger RNA from Erinaceus europaeus (western European hedgehog), 2563 nucleotides. It is a transcript of the gene TSPEAR, whose product is annotated as thrombospondin type laminin G domain and EAR repeats. The record is from RefSeq and is a predicted model, not a curated record. Gene Ontology annotation, biological process: signal transduction. The transcript has 14 exons. The coding region runs from base 1 to 2190 and encodes 729 amino acids. Lineage: Eukaryota; Metazoa; Chordata; Mammalia; Eulipotyphla; Erinaceidae.